AUGCCUCCUAAGCAACAUAGUGAUGACAAUCUUUAUGUAUAUAACGACGAAGAAAGACUUUCUUUUUCCAACGUUCCUUUAAGCCGCACAGAAGCAAAUCAGCACAACAACUAUAGCGGUGUAAGUAUUUCAGAUGAAUUGUUUAAUCCCUAUCAUAACAAUACGCAAGCAUACAACUAUACGUUAAUGAACAGACCACCUGAACAGAAGCCCGAUAAACUGGAUAACGAAAUACAACAACAUCCGCCUGUCUUUGGUCAAACGCUCAAUGGUCCGUCUUUAGAUAUUCUCUUAUCAAGAGUAAAUACCCAGCUUGUAUCCAGCAAUAUAGUUCCAACGACACCAUAUUUUGAUCCAAAUCAUCAACAACAUCAUCAUCAGCAUUACCAACAUCAACAACAGCAGCACUAUCAACAGCAGCACUACCAACAGCAACAACCACGACAGCUUAGGCACCCAAACUUUCCAUCAAUUAACCCACCGUCCUUAUCACGGGGUAGCGAUAUUGUACCGGUCGUUCCUGUAGCAAUGCCAGAAUUUCAUUAUGGUAUCCCACAAGAUUCAACUUUCUCGUCAGCCUCAUCUUCACUAAAUAUUCUUAAUACUCCCACUUUCGACCUAACCACAAGCCGUAGUAGUAGCAAUAACAACAACACCAGUGAUCUGAAUACAUCCUAUUCAGCCGUUACUGAAUCUUAUUUCCCUUCAACUUCGUCAGACGGGAUGAUGGCUUCUAUACUUCCAUCUGUUCAAAAUUCACCCACGAAUAGUACCCAUUCUGAUAUAUCGAUCGCUAUCAGUGAUACAGAAAGUAUAGUCUCUAAACCUACAGGGAGGACACAACAAUCACAACAACAUCCAUCGUCAACAAUGGCACUACAACAUUCAACAUCAACAACAGCACAACAACAACGAUCAAAAACAAGCUUAACACCUGCAACAAAACCAAAGCUAGGGAGGUCGUCUUCAAUGUACAAGACUCACUCAUAUGAGAAUGUCAUGACACUCAGCGACUUCAAUGUCAACAGCGAUAACAGCAAUAGUCAAAGUAGCAAAAAAAAAGGCAAUAACAGUUCUUUAUCAAGCCGGCGUCUAUCCCCUCCUUCAAAACCAUUGGACCAUGAUAGAGUUAUGGAAGCUUUAAGAGCUAAAAUACUAAGAAUGAAUUCACCGAAGCCGCAAGCAACAACUUCGGGCGAUAGUAAGCGAAAGCCUUCUCCAGAACCUGCCACACGUCCUCCGAAUACUUACCCUUCAACUGGUGUGUUAUAUCUUAAUCUGAAAAACCGAAGACGUAAAACUUCCGUUCCAAAAAGAGCCAGUGAAAAAGGUAGUUCGGGUGACACUGGCUGCUCGUAG
Mycotypha africana is the source of this 1359-nucleotide messenger RNA. RefSeq lists its product as uncharacterized. The record is from RefSeq and is a predicted model, not a curated record. NCBI's taxonomy places the organism in Eukaryota, Fungi, Mucoromycota, Mucoromycetes, Mucorales, Mycotyphaceae. The transcript is spliced from 3 exons. Bases 1 to 1359 code for a protein of 452 amino acids.